This is a messenger RNA of Ctenopharyngodon idella (grass carp), 1842 nucleotides long. Its product is annotated as zona pellucida-like domain-containing protein 1. Bases 378 to 1544 code for a protein of 388 amino acids. Lineage: Eukaryota; Metazoa; Chordata; Actinopteri; Cypriniformes; Xenocyprididae. The record is from RefSeq and is a predicted model, not a curated record. Gene Ontology annotation, cellular component: cell surface. The transcript is spliced from 12 exons.
GAUGAAGAAAAUAUAUAAAUAAUAUGAUAAAAUAAGAAGAGAACAUUUCUAAAUGUUCCAUUUCUAAAGCAAGUGAUUGUCUGAAAACAGCCUACAGGGUAAAACAUGGUUCCCUCUAGCGGCCAUUUUGUUCGAAUGUCGUCGUUGUUUCGUAUUUCUAUAUUCCCCUCGAGUAGGAAAACCCUUUAUGAUAAUAUCGUUAAAAGUACAACGAAACACUUAUAUUAGCAUACGGGAUUUGUCACAUUUGAGAACGCAGGAGCUUAACAUUGCUGGCAGGGGAUGGCGCUGUUGUUACGGUUACCUCCUCAGAAUCUGCAAGAACGGAAGGUGAAGUUACUUGUCAAGAGUUUGUGCAUCCAAAAGUUUGCCUCAGGAUGAUCAAGCUGCUCCAGUUAUUGUGUCUUGCUGGCGUCCUUCUACAGUGUGAAGGUCAAGGUCUCCAAACAUGCCUUGUUCACCCUACGUACAGACCGGCAGAAAACGCCGAUAUAACAGUGACGUGUGGAACCGAUCAGAUGUUUUUAAAAGUUCUCCUGUGUCCAAUGUAUUUUGGGGGAUACAACGAAUCUCUAAUGGCCCUCAAUGCUAAGUUUAACAUCCCAGCCUGCCGUGGAGUAGCAGACUGGACCGUCAAUCCUCCCGUCUUGCUGUUUAACUUCUCAAUCUCUCAGGAGGUGCUCACUCUUUGUGGCAACAAUAUGAACAUUACAAGUCAAGUGGGCUCAGGAGUAUUCUCAGAGUUCUCCCAAAUCCAGUCCGUUAAUGUCUCCGGAUUAAUCAAUUCCUGGGAUCCCAGCAUUAGCACAAUCACUUACAGGCAACAACUGAUGUACCAGUUUUCAUGUCUGUAUCCACUACAGUAUUUAGUCAACAACACCGAGCUCAGCGUGUCAGGAGUGAGUCUAGCUGUGAAGGACAACAAUGGCACCUUCAUCAGUACUCUAAGCAUGGGUCUUUUCAGUACUGUCGACUAUAGUACCAAAUUACAGAUACCAGGAUCUGGGCUGCAGUUGAAAACUCGCAUAUAUGUAAAGGUCAAGGCAACAAAUCUCACAAACAAGUUCAAUGUGUUGCUGGAUCGUUGCUAUGCCACAACCAGCCCAUAUCCAGUCAGCAGCACCUCCUAUGAUCUUUUUGUUGGGUGUACUCGUGAUGCCCAGACAAAGAUCGACACGAAUGGGAUAUCCCAGGAAGCUCACUUCUCCUUUGAGGCUUUCCGCUUUGUGGAACAUAAGAAUCUGACCAUCUCCACUUUCUACCUGCAUUGUGUUACCCGCCUCUGUGAGAACUCCACUUGUGCCACCUUGCUUCCGAAAUGUGUAAGGAAGAGAGAAGUCAAAUCUCCAGAGUACAACGCCAGUGAUGUAACCACUGUCUCCUCAGGACCAAUCAUGACCAGAGUUGACAACGCCAACGGUGGCCCUGUGAUCAGUAGAUAUACCUCUUCAGCAUCCAUCCCUCAACUGACGUAUGCUGGCAUAGCCACUGGCUUGCUGAGCUUCUUUCUAUUGGACUGGUUGUCUACAUCAGGACUUGCAUGAUCUACAUCAGGAUUACCUUACCUCUUGAUUGAACACAACAGUCUUAGAAGAUUUCUCACAUGAUACAAAAAUGUGAGAAAAUAUAUGUGUCAGUUAUCAACACCUCUGUUUUACAAAAUUAGUAGAUAGAAUAUUUUGUAAUUUUGAUCUUUUUUGUCCUAUAUGUUCUAUGAUCUUCUAUGAAAACAAGGAAAAUAGAAAAGUCUAUAAUGCAUGUAAUACUGCUCUUGGGGAAAAUAUAUGCACUAUGUAUGUAAUAAUUUAACAUUUAAACUUGAAUAAAAGUGUUAGAAGCUGU